This is a messenger RNA of Aspergillus ruber CBS 135680, 1463 nucleotides long. RefSeq lists its product as uncharacterized. Lineage: Eukaryota; Fungi; Ascomycota; Eurotiomycetes; Eurotiales; Aspergillaceae. Gene Ontology annotation, molecular function: transcription coregulator activity. Gene Ontology annotation, biological process: regulation of transcription by RNA polymerase II. The record is from RefSeq and is a predicted model, not a curated record. Bases 317 to 1297 code for a protein of 326 amino acids. Gene Ontology annotation, cellular component: core mediator complex; mediator complex. The transcript has a single exon.
GCCCAUACUAGCAAAGUGAUGGGAUGUGUAAACAGAAAUGGAGCUUCAUGAUUGGUCAAUUUGAGUGGCUUGCACGUGAUGCGGAGCUUUUGCUUCCUCAGGCAGUAAAUGCUUUCCCACCGCACUCCGUUUGUGCUAAUGAGUCUCCUGCGAUAACACAAGAUACUCUUGCUGGACUAAUUUAACCAAUGUGCAUAUGACAAUCCUCGCAAUCCUCGCAGUCCUACGAUCCUCCAUCGAAUUUCACCUCUAAUCACUCUCCCCUCGUCCGUGUCGCGUCCCUUUUUCUCUCGAUUUCCAACGAAGCCAAGUCAAAAUGAAUGCGCAUAUGCAAUCGUCCUUAUCAAGCCUCGAAAGCAAAUUGAACCUCCUUAUCACCAGCCUUACAACCUCCCCAACCGCCGCAGGUGCACCAGCCGCAGCAAGCGCCGUUCUGGACGCGGAUGACUCGUUGACAUCGGCCGUUGAGACCCUUCGACAACACCAAGAGAACUAUGCCAAAAUCCUACGGCUCCGCGCGGAAGCUGAGAAACUAGAGGAAAGAGUAAAGGGUAUCGUCAGUGAUGUGGAAACUCGCGAGAAGGAGAUUCGAACGAUUUGCGGCGACGCGGAAAAUGAUACCGACUCAGAAGCCGAUGAUGAUAGCUCCGAUUACGACUCCGAUGAAGACGUGGACAUGUCCAAGUCGCGAUCAAAAAUAAAGACGGACAAAGAGGUGGAUUAUAAGCUACUGCUCGAUUUCGCCCGGCGUAUCAGCAAGUAUAACCACCAGGCUGCGGCGGAUGCAGCAGCAGGAACACCAGCGGCACAGAAGUUGAAGGACAAACGCCAGCAACUAACUGAACAGGAUGUCGCGAUGACAGGCAUCAAUGGUGCUACAGAGACAGAAAAAGGGGCCGAACCGGUCUCAUCGGUAACAAAGGAGGCAACAUCUUGGUUGGAUGAGUCCGCAAACAUGACGCGAGAAAUCUACAUGCUACCAUAUCCGGCUGAGGAUCGAAUCCGCAUGGGUCUCAUGGGCCAGGUACAACUCGCGGCUGCUGAGGGUCGCCCAGGAUUUGAUUCCGAUAACGAGGUGGAACGACUGAUACGUGAAGCGGAGGGACAGGGAGCUGCGGAAGCUAUCGAACCAGCACAGCAGCAAGAUGAGCCUCAUCGGGUAGAUGAGGCUGCUCAGGCUGCUGCUCAGGCUGGGUCUGUUGCAACCAGUGGUGCGACAAGUGGACCCCCACCUGCCCCGAAACCGAAAGCUACGCUUGAUCUUGAUCUUUAUGAUCCAGAGGACGACGAGAUGUGAUCACAGAAAUAUAUCAUCUUUGUAUUAUACCCAUGAUUUUAUACUUAAAGGCGCUUUAGCGAUUGCAUAAUAGUCUAUCCUGACUCAUUCUCAUCUACAGCACCAGUUAUAUUUAUCAUGACUAAAUCUGGCAAUCUAUCUAUUUCAGAUGGUUUUUGAUGAGCCU